GUUCUUCCAGCAGCAGCUCAUACUGACCGCUAGUUCUCACCGGGAAAACUCUCUAAAAGUCGUCUGACAGAAUGUAAGCAGGAUCAUAUCGCUUGUGGGGAUAAAUAUUAUUUAUCGCGUUUUGGAGCGUGAUUAACCUAAAAGGCUGCGAGGAUAUCUGUUAAUUUUACAAGAAACCCAUCGAACCAGGACGGCUGAGUGGACUAAAGGCAACGGGGUAGGAGGGGAUUUGGGGAGAAGGAUCAGGGGCUAAUUCUGGACAUGACCAAUACUGAAGGAGCUUCUCUCAAGACAUACUAUUAUCCAGAUUAUUACAUUUAAUUUGUUGCCUUUUAAAGACUCCUGUGCCUCCCCUGGGAGAAUCCUGUGGAGCUGGCUGCGGGAUUGUCUUGUCUAUCAAAACAAAGGAACAGGAGCGGAGGCUAGUCGGAAGGAAAUGAGGAGAGUCUCUUUCCAGCAUGGAUAAAGUGGCCGGGCUGCCUGCAGUGUCCUGGAUUAAGUCAGUCUCACACACCAGCAGGGUGCAGGCUAGAGGUGACUGAAUGAAUUUGGAUGAGGAAAGCACAAAGUCGUGAGACAAUAGGACUUAGCCAGAGUAUGUAGGAGCCCUCUUUGGACCAUACUGAAAGAGAAGUGCAUGGUUACAGACCUAAACCACAGCAAUAUCUGCAGCCUGAGCUGAAUUUAUUUCUGAACUUAUAUUUUCCAAGCCAGAAACCCAGAACAACUGUGAAGCCCAGAAUUUUUGACCACAUACGCAGCAGAGGUUUUCAGGAAUUGAAGUCAUGCAUAUUUUCAGCUCACAUUUAUCGUCACUGAAUCUUUCUGGAUAUGAACUAACACCAAAGACAAAAACGGGACAUAGCUGCAUCUGUCUUCUUUUUGAAAAACAGUACUAAGACACUUUCCACUCAGCUGGAGCUUUUAAAACUUCUGUUCUUUUGGAGACUUGAUUCACAUUUGAGGCUUCAAGGGUACAUACAUCUCAUCGUUUUCAAUCUACGUUUUGGGUUGUGCAUUUUUUCAUUUUUUAUCAGCCAAGGAAAUAUUUCAAUCCAGAGAAGUCAUGAAUUUGGGAAAACUCUCUGGCCUGAAGGGCCUUGUAUCCCACUCCUCAGGAAAGCGUCGCUUUAAAGGUGACCUCACCCUGGACAUGAUAAGCCCACCGCUGGGAGACUUCCGUCAUACCAUGCACGUUGGGCGCGGAGGGGAUGUUUUUGGCGACACUUCAUUCCUCAGCAACCACGGCGGAGCAGGAAACAACACAGAUGGAGACUCUUCCUCAACUUCAGAGAAGAAUGAGGGAUUCUUCUCCCGAACUCUUCGCCAUGUCCGCAGGACCCCAGACAGGCCCCACGGUGGCUACAAGGACCUUUCGCCCCCGCCUCCACCAAUUUCUCCCAUCAUAAAAAAUGCUAUCUCUCUGCCCCGUCUGGAUGUGGACUCGCCCAAUGGUUGUCCUGUGAAAGUGCUUUUUCCUAGUACACCCAAGACACCAGAAAAUUCUACUUACAUGUACGGUUUGGAGUCUGGUUUCGUCACUUUGCCGAGGCUGUCGCGCACCGAGCGUCAAUCCCAGGGCAGCUUUCCCCCAUCAUGCCCUCCUGAAAUCCACAGAGGCUCCCUCACCGACACGGGUAUCUCCUGUUUACCCUGCUCAGACUCCGUCAGUCCCUCGGACUCCAUGAACUCUUUCACAUUCGAUCUGGGCCCUUCCCUCAUGUCCGAGGUUUUCGCCAUGAUUGACAGCCCUGUGUGUGAAAAAAGCAUUUCCUUCAGUGAAACCACGUGUGAGCCCGCAUUAGGUUCGACUGAUGAUGAUGUCGACUCGGAUGCGACCACAUCCUUGGUGGACUCCCUCCUCAGAGAAGACAGUGACGGAAGGACGCGGUUGUACGGAGGAGAGUGGAAACAUUUGGACUUUGUAAAUGGCGAGUCGCCGAAAAAAUCCAAGGUGGGAGAUGUGAUGUUCUCUGACGCUGUUGAGGAUCACGGCAUGGAGCCAGAGCAUUUCCAGAGGGCUGCAGAUGUGCUGGCACGUCAUUACGGAGGAGGACUGAGAAAUGCAGAUGCCAACAGUUCUCACAGGAGACCCUACAACUAUCCUGAUGAGGAGGAGGAGAUCAAAGUCUAACAGUAUGAGAAGGCUCAAAAGAAAACAUCAAAUCACAAGUAGUUUUAAUAAGCUUUGUAAUGGGUAAAAUGAAAGCUGGAUUUUGAUGAUUGACAGGUUUGUAGGCCCUGUACUGAAUGCAUCAGGAUGGAUUUGCUUUCAUGCUACAAAUGCCAUGUGGUGAUGUGUCUAUUCCUAGUUGAAACAUUACCAAAACGUCGUCGGAUGUUUGUGAAAUGGAUUUUGGUUUCAGGUGUAAUGGAUCUAUAAAGAACUUUUGAUAUAAUGCUUCCAAGGGGAGGGCCUUAAUUUUUUUUGCCAAUUUCAGCCCUGACCUUGGAAAAAGCAAAAUAAAAAACUCAAUAUACUGUGCAGGGAUGCAUAAAACAUGCCAACCAAAAAGAUAAGUCUGGCAAGCCAAACUCUCUCUGAUCUCAUUACCUAAAACAUUAGCUUUGAUCCAGCCACAUACGACCUGUUAUGGUUACUUUGUAAUACAUAAUAGAGGCAAUGUUGCUAAACAAUAGCUAUGAAAUGGCAACUUUAUGCCACUUAGAUACUCAGAACUUGCGAUAUUUAGAUUUCAAGUAAACCUUUUUUUCUAUGUAGUGUACAGUAAUAUUAUGUAAAAGUAUGAACGGAAGUAUAUCUCUGCUAGCCAACUUAUAUCUACUAUGCAAACCACUUUAGCUGCGACACAGAAUUAAAACAUUUUACAGUCAUGUAGAUUUAAAAGCACAAAUUCCCUGAUAACACAUGUACAUCUGUAAGAUGUUUGCUAAAUCUCUGUAAAUCUGGAAAGCAUCUGCUGUGUAAAAACAUCUGAUAAACGUUUUAGAAAAAUCGUACACAUCUUACAUGUUCAUAAUAUCUGUUGGGAAACAUCUCAGAGAUGUAUUAAAGACACUACAUUUGUAAACACAUGCAUCAAAUAGACGUUUCAAAGAUGAAUACGUGCUAUCAGGGUUCCCAUUGUGGAUGAAUUUUUGUGGCAGUUUUAUUUUUAUUCACCCAUGUCAUUUCCUGAGAAACAUUCGUCUGUACGAGACAAAGCCGCAGGUCAGUGCGAUGCAAAAACUGUAACUAAAAAAAGACAAAAAUGA
Molecule: messenger RNA, 3216 nt
Organism: Triplophysa dalaica
Lineage: Eukaryota; Metazoa; Chordata; Actinopteri; Cypriniformes; Nemacheilidae
Gene: cdc42ep1a
Product: CDC42 effector protein (Rho GTPase binding) 1a
Exons: 4
Coding region: 1067-2134 (355 amino acids)
Source: RefSeq, a predicted model, not a curated record